AUGAGGACGCUAGUCGCCCUUGCCCUUUUGGGAUGUCUUUUCGUCGUUUCUUCCGGCCGCGAAAUUGGCCAGAAAGAAAACGACUUAAUAACGGCAGCGAGUCACCACGAAGGCCAUCACCAUGAAGAAGGUGGCGGAAAAGAGUACCACGCUGACCAUCACCAUGAGCAUGGUGAGAAAGGACACAAGGGACACAAAGGACACCACCACCACCACAAAGGUGAUCAUGGCGAGCAUCAUAAACAUCAUCACGCAGGACAUCAUCAUGAGCACGGCGGCGGACAUAAGAAGCACUGGGAUGAACACGAUCACCACGGGAAACAUCACGAGCACGGGCAUCAUCACAAGGGUGGCAAACACCAUCACAAGAAGCACCACGACAAGGGUGAAGAAACCGAAGGAUACCAUAAGAAAUAUCACAAGGACGAGUAUCACAAAGACCACCACUUCUACGACGACCAUCACAAAGAAGGCAAACACCAUAAGCACGGUGAUCAUCACGGACACCACGAGAAACAUGGAGGACAUCACAAGAAAGGCGGUCACCAUCAUUCUGGACAUCAUGAGCAUCAUCACGGCAAAAAGGGUCACCAUGAUAAGCACCAUUAUGAUGAGGAUCACAAAGGACACAAAGGCCAUCAUGGGCACGAGGAACACCAUCAUCAUCACCAUGAUCAUGGGAAGAAAGGCGGCCAUGAAGAUCAUAAACAUUGGGGAUUCCACCACGGCAAGCACUGA
Molecule: messenger RNA, 738 nt
Organism: Parnassius apollo (apollo)
Lineage: Eukaryota; Metazoa; Arthropoda; Insecta; Lepidoptera; Papilionidae
Source: the annotation of a GenBank genome assembly